AUGAGCAGCGGCUACAGCAGCCUGGAGGAGGACGCGGAGGACUUCUUCUUCACCGCCAGGACCUCCUUCUUCAGGAGGGCGCCCCAGGGCAAGCCCCGCGCCGGCCAGCAAGAUGUGGAGAAGGAGAAGGAAACCCACAAUUACCUCAGCAAAGAGGAAAUCAAAGAGAAGGUGCAGAAGUACAACUUAGCUGUCACAGACAAACUGAAGAUGACCUUGAAUUCCAAUGGGAUUUACACUGGCUUCAUUAAGGUUCAGAUGGAGCUCUGCAGGCCUCCCCAGACUUCUCAGAGUCCUGGGAAACAGGCGCCCGGUGGCAAUGGCUGCAUGAACACGCUCCACAUCAGCAGCACAAACACGGCCGGCGAGGUGAUCGAGGCCCUGCUCAAGAAGUUCCUGGUGACGGAGAGCCCUGCCAAGUUUGCACUUUAUAAGCGCUGUCACAGGGAAGAUCAAGUCUACGCCUGCAAGCUCUCAGACCGGGAACAUCCGCUCUACCUGCGGUUGGUGGCAGGACCCAAGACAGACACUCUUAGUUUUGUUCUUCGUGAACAUGAAAUCGGAGAGUGGGAAGCCUUCAGCCUUCCUGAACUCCAGAAUUUCCUGCGCAUCUUGGACAAGGAGGAGGAUGAGCAGCUUCAGAACCUGAAGAAGCGCUACACGGCCUACAAGCAGAGGCUGGAAGAGGCCCUCAGGGAGGUGUGGAAGCCCGAUUAGAACGAGGGCCCACAGCCACUCAGGGACCAUGGGGGCUGCUCAGAGUGGGGGGAACCUGCACAAGACAGCAGUGAGCACCCCUUCUCCAGCGGCGUGUCCCCCCUCUCCUUAUCUGCAGACGUAGUUCUCACACAGCACCCCGUGCCUUCCUCGGCCUGCGUAAGGGGCUCCUGAAAGCUUGUUCUGUCCAGCACCGCUAUGACAUUACCUCUCGACAAGCUGUGAAGCUCCAAGAGUGGUCUGCGGGCAGCAUUCUAGGGUGCUUUGUGGCAUGGACUUUGGAUUAUUUUAUUUCUCCUCUUGUAGUUAUUUUAAUUAUGUUGAUGAUGUUCACGAUGAUGAUAUUAAGCUUAAGGAUGUGCAAAUGAUUUUUUAAGCUCAACUAGGAAUCUGAAUGCUUGUUUUACGUUGAAACUACCUUUUUUUUACUUUUUGGUCUUUCUGUAUGUCAAAGGAAACUAUCCAUGAGAGUGGAAAGGCACAGGAACCCAGGAACACUGUGGAGUUUGUGAAGGAUACGGUAGACGUUGGACACAGAACGCAAAGAGCAAGUUUGGAAGAAGGGUAGAGGUACAGGUAGAGAAAGGGGGACAGAACGGAUUUAGCUAACGAUUGUGGUGUCGAGGUGUGUUUGUAAACUGCUUUUGCGACCUAAGCCCAUUGUAGGAUUGUUUGGGCAGACUGUAGGGAGGGAGCCGCAGAGGGCCUGUGACCAGGAGCUGACUGGAGAAGUGGAAACUUGGUCAGAGGGGGCCUUCUGCCCCCGAGUCUGUCCUCCUGGAGUGAAAGGUAUAAUUGGUGUCGCUUCUCGGGGCAGGUGGGGCCGUCCCCAGCCUGUUAAGCGGUCGUUUUUCCAGAGGUGGUUUUCAAGGUUAAAAAGGAGUUUGGGGGAGGAGUGGGGCAGCUGUUGUUCCCCUGACUGCCAGCCAGGUGGUUUAUCUGGGAGAGGGCUCACAGCAGAGGGCUGUGUGACCGUCCGGUGGCCAGUGCGCUUUUCUCCCCUCCUCUUCUCCCCUUUCCAUGAGUCUUCCUCCUCCUCCACAUUCCCCCCUUCCCUCCCUCCAGUCUUCCCGUUCUUGCUCCCUUUCCUCCACUUUCAUUUAUAAACCGGACAUCAUACACCACAGGGAUAUUGGUUGAAAACCCAGUCCAUUCCUAUGUCCUUCGUUUGCAGGACUUUGAAGGAGGAGGCGGUGAGAAAGUCGUACCACACGGCAAGAUUUUGCUUUCUCGUGGAAAUGGUGUCUUUUCCCAGAAGUGCCCUAUGCUACCAGCCAAAGAAAGGCCUGCGCAGCAGCCGCCUUCCUUCCGUCCGUCGCCGGGCGCCUCCUUUUUGGGUGACCACAGCACCGAGGACCUGAGAGCUGUGCUGUGGUUGCCGGAGGCCUGUCCGUCCGGUUGAUUGUAGUUAGCUGUAGGCAAUUCUUGAUUACGAAUUCCCAAGGAAUUGUUAACACUUUGGUGACACCUAAUGGAUUCUUUUUGAAAUUCCAAGGUGCUUCAGCGCUUUGCCUCUUAGGUGAACGGUGCCUUUUAUUGCAAUUCUGGGGCUCUCCCUGGGUGGCCCUGCUGACUCUUCAUGGAGCGCCCAUCUGUUGGAGGCAGAGUUCCUGUGCUGUCUGUAGGGCCAUGCAGUUACGGAGACAAUCUUACUUUCCUUUGCUUUUAAGGAAAAAGAAAAAAAAAAAAGUAGAACUAGCUAUUAAAAAUGUAUAUAUAUCUAUGGCACAUUUUGUUUAAUUUUGCAUGGAAGGUUUUAGCGAAUCAAUGAGGUUUGGGUGACGCUGUCACCCAAUACUUUCAUCUUUAUUGUUCAGGGAAUGCUUUCAUGAUUUUGAUCCUGGUUUUAAUGAUUCAGACUAAGGCUUGGGUUUGAGCAUCCUGCUAUCCACCACCUGGUCUCUUUAAUGACCCAUCCCAGCUCAGCUGUAAGCUUAUAUUUUGUGAAGCAUUUGCUUCUCAGAUAAAGACACUGUUAGAAACUGUAGGGCAUAGCAGAUGGCUAUCUGUGAAUUUUUUUUUUUUUUUUUUUACUUGAAGAAGUAGCUGGUCUAAGUGGGAGGCAUCCCCCUCCUCAUGUGUAUCACCCAGAACCUCGCUGUCACGCGCACUACAAGUGGCGACUCGGAGAAUUUGCUGUGCUGAAGCUGUCCGCUCAGGUUCUUCUAAAGACUGGUAGCGCUCCCAGACCCAGUCACCGCAGCAGCAGAUGCUUCAGUGUUUGAAAGCAGCAGCACGAGGGCACGAAGGCCGAGAGUGUGGGCCGGGAGUCGGGUUUACAAGUUCUGGAGUGCUAUGAAACCAAGCACGCUGCUUUCAGUUUGAUGGUACAGGCGAUGGUGCGGGAAGGGAUGGGUAAGCAUUUUAAGUCGCAGAAGUAAAGUUAUAAUAUUUAUAAUUUCUGAGCAGAUUUAUUUUUAUAGGGAAGAUUUUUUCCCCCCCUUCAAAUUGUUUCUGGAAUGUCAAAUUGUUUCCAUUAAAAACUGCGGUUGUUA
Messenger RNA from Echinops telfairi (small Madagascar hedgehog), 3212 nucleotides. RefSeq names its product Ras association domain family member 3 (gene RASSF3). Lineage: Eukaryota; Metazoa; Chordata; Mammalia; Afrosoricida; Tenrecidae. Bases 1 to 717 code for a protein of 238 amino acids. The record is from RefSeq and is a predicted model, not a curated record. Gene Ontology annotation, biological process: signal transduction. The transcript has 5 exons. Gene Ontology annotation, cellular component: cytoplasm.